AUGAAGGAAGCUGUCAUUGACAAAGCAGUUACGGUCGCAAUUCACGAAGUGGACACCCCCGUCGUGCAGCCCGGCCAAGUGUUGAUCAAGGUUGUGGUCUCUGGUACGAACCCUAAAGAUUGGAAAGUGCCAACAUGGCAGCCCGAUGCACCGGCUACCAACCAGGGGGACGAUAUUGCGGGCUACGUGGAGGCAGUGGGGGAGGGAGUGCCGAACUUUCAUAAGGGUGAUCGAGUGGCCGCCUUCCAUCAGAUGUUGACUCCUGGGGGCAGCUGGGCGGAGUAUGCCAUUGCCUGGGCGCAUACAACCUUUCAUCUGCCUGAAGGAACUACCUUUGAAGAGGCCGCCACGAUCCCUCUCGCUGCCACAACAUCCGCUGUCGGGCUUUUCCAACGACUGGGGCUGCCUCUUCCGUGGAGUCCGGCCACGCAGCCGCUGCCUCUGGUCGUCAAUGGCGGUUCUUCAGCGGUCGGAGCUUUCGCCAUCAAGCUGGCUCGUCUCUCCAACAUCCACCCUAUCAUCGCGGUGGCUGGCAAGGGUGCCUCGUAUGUCGAGACCCUGAUUGACCGCUCCAAGGGCGAUACGAUCAUCGACUACCGUGACGGGCACGAGGCAGUCCGUAAAAUUAUCAAAACGGCUGCUGGUGGCCGGCCAGUCCAUUAUGCCUUCGAUGCGGUCUCUGAAAAGGGGUCUUACCAGAAUCUCGGCGCUGUGCUGACUGCACCGGCAAAGAUCACCGUAGUCUUGCCAGGAUGUGAUUCCCAGGGCCUCCCAGACGGAAUUCAUCUGUCGACAACGAACUGCGGGUCAGUUCACCAGCCUUCAGUUCAAGGAAAACUGGUCGGAGACGUGGAGUUUGGUGCGGCUAUAUUUGCCCUAUUUAGCAGGGGUUUGGUCCAGGGUUGGUUCACAGGCCACCCUCACGAGGUGCGCCCCAACGGACUGGCUGGACUGGAGGGGGCUGUGAAGGACUUGCAGGCUGGCAAGGCUUCAGCGGUGAAGUAUGUCGUGCGCAUCGCCGAUACCCCAGAUCUGUAGAACAGGUAAUCAUUCGAUUUCGGCGGACGCCGUUGA
Messenger RNA from Aspergillus aculeatus ATCC 16872, 1074 nucleotides. Its product is annotated as zinc-binding alcohol dehydrogenase family protein. The coding region runs from base 1 to 1038 and encodes 345 amino acids. NCBI's taxonomy places the organism in Eukaryota, Fungi, Ascomycota, Eurotiomycetes, Eurotiales, Aspergillaceae. Gene Ontology annotation, molecular function: oxidoreductase activity, acting on NAD(P)H. The record is from RefSeq and is a predicted model, not a curated record. The transcript is spliced from 2 exons.